AUGUCUAAUAAAAUUCAGCUAAACGAUGAUGCUACUCCGGUAAUCAAUGCAUCUUUAUUACCGAUGCACAUUCAAUACACAGGUCCAGCUAAGACACAAGAUUAUUUCACUCCUUCAAAGAUGAAAGAAACCCACAAUGAUGGUACAGAAAUAGAUAUUGCAUAUUUUAGGGGUUGUAAGCUUGUAGGUAAAACUAUAGAUUUGAAAGCAAAUGAUGUGGGUGGAUAUAUUGUUAAUAGGUCUGAACAUUUAGGUAGAGUUGGGAAUGAGGAUGGUAGUGAAGAUAUUAAAAGUUUUGCUACUUUUACUCCUACUGCAAAGUUUGAUAAAUUGGUGCUAUAUGGACAUGAUACUACAGUUGAGCUGAAUAACCAAUGGGGAUUAAUUCCAGAAUUCCUUGAAGUUAGUAAAAUAAUACACGAAUAG
This is a messenger RNA of Hemisphaericaspora subhashii, 426 nucleotides long. RefSeq lists its product as uncharacterized. Bases 1 to 426 code for a protein of 141 amino acids. Gene Ontology annotation, cellular component: ribonuclease H2 complex. The transcript has a single exon. Gene Ontology annotation, biological process: RNA catabolic process. NCBI's taxonomy places the organism in Eukaryota, Fungi, Ascomycota, Pichiomycetes, Serinales, Debaryomycetaceae. The record is from RefSeq and is a predicted model, not a curated record.